Acanthochromis polyacanthus (spiny chromis) is the source of this 971-nucleotide messenger RNA. It is a transcript of the gene kcnk17, whose product is annotated as potassium channel, subfamily K, member 17. The transcript has 5 exons. Bases 1 to 912 code for a protein of 303 amino acids. Lineage: Eukaryota; Metazoa; Chordata; Actinopteri; Pomacentridae. The record is from RefSeq and is a predicted model, not a curated record. Gene Ontology annotation, biological process: potassium ion transmembrane transport; stabilization of membrane potential. Gene Ontology annotation, molecular function: potassium ion leak channel activity. Gene Ontology annotation, cellular component: membrane.
AUGGGAAUAAAAGAAAUUUUCAACUUGGCGCGGGUUCCUUCCAUCCUCAUGCUCGGCGUGGUUUAUGUUAUCUAUGUGCUGAUUGGGGGGGUGGUUUUUUGGAAGUUGGAAGGAGAACUCGGAGAGAAAGACAUCAGUGCGUUAUUGAUGAACAAAAAAAAGCUGCUGACCACGUACCCCUGUCUGAACCAACAAGGCUUGGAGACUGUGGCUCAGGUUGUUCAAGAUGCAUCAAAGGUGGGCCUCAGUUUGAAAGGAAACUACACCACAGAUGGCUUCUGGAAGUUCACCAGCUCAGCCGUGUUCGCUGCAACUGUGGUCACAACUAUAGGUUACGGGAACAUGAGUCCCAGUUCUACAGCUGGCCAGAUCUUCUGUGUGUUCUUCGCUCUAUUUGGAAUCCCACUCAACAUGGUGGUGCUCAACAGAGUGGGCAAGUACAUGCUAGCCAUAGAGAGGAAUAUCUCUGUCUUUCUUGAGGAGAAGACUGGACGAAGGAGGUGUAUGCGCUUCUUUGUCCAUCUGGUCUCUUACCUCUGUGGAUCAGUCCUCUUCUUCGUUGUACCCAUGAUUGUGUUCCAACAGCAUGAGGGCUGGACCCACGCCCAGGCCAUCUACUACUGCUUCAUCACCCUCAGCACCAUCGGCUUUGGAGACUUCGUUGCAGACAACAAUCCAGACAAGAAAUACCCUGAUUGGUACAGCGUCCUCAUGGCCAUGUGGAUCUUCUUUGGUCUGGCCUGGCUGGCCCUGGUCAUCAACCACUCUAUUGACAUCCUGGAGAGACUCAAUGCCCACUUCAAGGAGCGUCGCCAGAAGCAGGGGGACAACUCUGGCAGUCCGGAGGGAAGCAACCCUGACACACAGAUGGAGGAGGAAGAUGAGAUAAAGAAGCCUCCACUGCCUCAGUAACCUUCAAAGCGAGGAGAAGAUUUUACCGAGUCAUUGUAGGAAUGGAUUAUCUGUGUAGA